CUUAGUAGUCUAUCGGCCCCUCAAAAGUUCUCCAUUGGCCGCGGCAAUGGCUUUGUGUUGGAUUUCCAUUGCCCCUUCAAACCACUACCACAACUCUAUCAUUAUUCAAAACCUCAGCCUCACACACUCAUCUCCACCGCCGCAUAAACCCAAACCACCCCAAAUUACCACUUCGGUCUCAACACUUUCUUCUUCUAAUCCUAUUACAGAAAGCAGUAGAUUUCCAGUUGUUGUGAGCAAAAGAUUAGUUAAUCUCGCCAUUGUCGGAGAUGUAUUAUCAAGAUUCUUGUUUUUCUCUAAGGCACUGGCCUCUCAGUUACUGGAGCUUCAACAAUACACUGAUCCCAAAGAAGGAUUCACUCUUCUUAUACCCUCUUCCUGGAUUAAGGUUGAAAAGGCGGGGGCAACUGUUUUAUUUGAGGAUUCAGAAAAGAAAUCUAACAAUAUAGGGGUAGUGGUGAACCCAACUCGGAUUUCGAGUCUCGGCGAAUAUGGAACUCCUCAGUUUGUAGCAGAUAAACUUAUCCAGGCUGAAAGGCGUAAGGAAAGCACAAAAGAAGCCGAGGUAAUUGCUUUCUCCGAGCGAUCAGGUCACAGAGACCUUCAAGUAUACGAGUUUGAAUACAAGGUUGAUAGCACCAGGGGAGGGUUGAAGAGGGUCUUUUCUGCUGCAUUUGUGGCAUCUAAGAAGCUCUACCUUUUGAAUAUUGCUCACUCUGAUGGUUUAGAUGACCCUCUGGAUAUGGAGAGAAGAAUGACUCUGGAACAAAUUUUGCACUCCUUUGACGCUGUAUCUGCGACCUAAACAAAAUAGCCCGAUUCUUGAUUUCCUUUAACUUGUCUUGGAAAUCAAGGUAUGCUGCCCCAGCUUCAGAUUUUCAAUUCUCUCAUCACUGCUUGCAAACCAGUUUGCCAAAUUUGCUUUUGUCAUUUAUGGCUUGUGUUUCAGUAGGGUGGAGUGCAUUGAAGUGGUUAACUACUAAGAAAAAAAAAGAAAUUAAAUUAUAAUCCAUUGUGUUGUCCACUUCGCACCAAACAUGCACUUAGUACAAUGAUUUAUAGUACUGGUUUUGCAUACAAUGUUCCUUGAAAUCAUCUGUGUAACGCGGUCAUGCUGCAAUGUAUUCUUCUCCAGGUUUAUGCUGUAUCAAGAGAUAUAAGGGAUUCCAAUUUCAACCAUAUGGCCACAAAUUUCUACUUGAAGCUCAAAAUCCCAUCUUAAAAGCCAAUAUAUAUUCUUCUCUCUCAACUUUGUAUGUAUAAUUUAUUGGGUCAAUUAGUGGAUCUGCUGUUUAUGUGGGCAAAACCAGAAGCCAGUUUUUUUUUGGUAGCCUUUUUACAAAUUUGUUGUACUUGAACAGUCUUCAUCUAGAGCAAAUAUUAUCUAAUCAA
Molecule: messenger RNA, 1392 nt
Organism: Olea europaea var. sylvestris
Lineage: Eukaryota; Viridiplantae; Streptophyta; Magnoliopsida; Lamiales; Oleaceae
Product: psbP domain-containing protein 2, chloroplastic
Exons: 3
Coding region: 47-805 (252 amino acids)
Biological process (GO): photosynthesis
Cellular component (GO): extrinsic component of membrane; photosystem II oxygen evolving complex; photosystem II
Molecular function (GO): calcium ion binding
Source: RefSeq, a predicted model, not a curated record